Hemibagrus wyckioides is the source of this 1046-nucleotide messenger RNA. It is a transcript of the gene rab5b, whose product is annotated as RAB5B, member RAS oncogene family. Lineage: Eukaryota; Metazoa; Chordata; Actinopteri; Siluriformes; Bagridae. Gene Ontology annotation, molecular function: GTP binding; GTPase activity. The transcript has 6 exons. The record is from RefSeq and is a predicted model, not a curated record. The coding region runs from base 275 to 919 and encodes 214 amino acids.
ACGACUCUGGUCAUCGAGUCACUUCUGCGCAUGCGCAACUUUCCAGGAAGUCCCGGCAGCCUAACCAGAUGAUAGAUCAACAACCUGAAGAAACCUGGUUCGACGAUAGAGCAGACGGAGACGGCCGGAGCGCACAGGAACUAUCCCAGGACCAGAGGCUGCACAAAGACUCCAGAAGUGAUCAGACUCAAUAAGUGUUUGGUUUUUCUGUGUUUACUGAGGCUGUAUAGGAGGACCCCUUCCCACCCCACAUCCCCACCGCUCCUCCUCCGCCAUGACCACCCGUGGGAACGCGAGGACCAACGGGAACCUGCCGCAGACCAAGAUCUGCCAGUUCAAGCUGGUGCUGCUGGGAGACAUGGCAGUGGGCAAGUCCAGCCUGGUCCUGCGCUUUGUCAAGGGCCAGUUUGAUGAGUUCCAGGAAACCACCAUUGGAGCUGCUUUCUUGGCCCAGUCUGUUUGCCUGGACGAUACCACGGUGAAGUUUGAGAUUUGGGACACAGCCGGACAGGAACGCUACCACAGCCUGGCACCUAUGUACUACCGUGGAGCCCAAGCAGCUAUCGUAGUGUUCGAUAUAACGAAACCGGAGACAUUCGAGCGAGCGAAGGCCUGGGUGAAGGAGCUCCAGAGGCAGGCCAGUCCCAACAUCGUCAUCGCGCUGGCAGGGAACAAGUCGGACCUCGCUGACAAGAGACUGGUGGAGUAUGAGGAGGCUCAGACGUACGCUGAAGACACAGGAUUGUUGUUCAUGGAGACUUCAGCCAAGACUGCUAUGAACGUGAACGAGUUAUUCCUGGCCAUUGCGAAGAAGAUGCCGAAAACGGACACUCAGAACCCGACGCACGCUGCCCGACACAGGGGGGUCAACCUGCAGGACCCGGAUGCCCAGUCCAGCCGAAGCUGCUGUGGGAACUAAACAUCUCUCUGUCCACCAUCUACAUCAAGAAGGGAGACCACCGACGCCCUUACCCCUCGUUCCCCAUCCUCCACCCUUUCACCUCCAAGACUGACACGGAGAGAGAGAGAGAGAAAGAAAGAAAGAG